Rhopilema esculentum is the source of this 1914-nucleotide messenger RNA. RefSeq names its product SH3 domain-binding protein 5 homolog. Gene Ontology annotation, molecular function: protein kinase inhibitor activity. Gene Ontology annotation, biological process: intracellular signal transduction. Gene Ontology annotation, cellular component: cytoplasm. NCBI's taxonomy places the organism in Eukaryota, Metazoa, Cnidaria, Scyphozoa, Rhizostomeae, Rhizostomatidae. The record is from RefSeq and is a predicted model, not a curated record.
UUCGAUAAAUGCAAUCUGUAACAUCUAAUUUUGCAGCGAUCUUUUGAAGAAUUUAUAUUUGCUGUAUCAGUGUACAUGGUAAUCUUUUUGUAGAUCAGUCGAAUGAAAUCUUUGGAGACAUAAAAGUGCUGUUAAAAAAAGCAAAAUCAUUGCAAAAUUUAGAAGUGAAGAAAAACUAGAAGCAAGAGACACAGGAAAAAAUCAUCUUUGUUUCAAUUUUACCGAAAAGCUUACUUUCCAAAUGAGUAGGACCACAAUGGUAGUAUUUUGCUACAUCACAUUGAUAAAACUUAAGCCAAUCGGUUAAAUAUCUUUUCUUCCUAAUGAUAUUGAUUCAGCGGCUUAUUUUAAGUAUUGGCUAAAAGCCAUCAGUGAAAUAUCUCUCUUAAAUUAAUUAAUUUUUUUAUGUAACAUCACCUAAAUCAGCCCUAACUUAGGCCAUUCAAAAGCCAUGAACUUUUUGGAGUUCUCUGGAGGAAGUUCUUUUUGUAGCGUUCGAUCCUUAGAAUUUUGUUUUCGAUAUUUUGCUGCAGUUUGAAGUGGCUUCUCUAAAAGAGAUUAGCUAUGACAGACUUUCAUUUGUCGGAGAAUCUAGAAACAAAUGGUUUAGAGGAAGAUGAAUUGGAAAUUGAAAUAAAAGUGAAAGAUGAAUUAGAUCGUUUAAAUGCAGCCAUUAAGGGCAUUAACCAGUUGGGCAAAGAGGCCAGUAAUGCAGAGACGUUGUUCCAAAACACUAUGAAGGAGUCAUUUACGGCACUAGAAGACUGUGCAAGAGAAAUCGGAGUUGAACGAAUUGAAAGGGCCAGGCCAUACUUUAAUGAAGUAAAACUGGUUCAACGGGCAAGCAAGCGAGUCCAUUUGGAAAGGGAGUUAUGCAAACGAAUUGAGGAAAAUGAAAGAGAGGCAAAAGAAAGAGCAAAGGAGGCUGAAGAUUGCUGUAUGAAAAUGAUGGGAAAUUCAUAUGUUGACGUUGAUGCUUUGGAGGCCUUGAAUCAAGCUGUGCUGGAUGUCAUGAAUAAUGCUUUCAUUAAGGCCUCUAGGUGUCACGAACUUGAUAAGUAUGAUAAGAAGUACACAGAGAGAAGAAAGAAUUUGGCAAAGUUGCAAGCACGUUUGAGAAACGAGAUUGAUAAUGCUAGGCCGUAUUAUGAGCUAAAAAACCAGUUAAACAAGAUGUUACUUUGCAAGAAGAAACGGGUAGAGAGUAUAAAAGAUGGUCUGAAAUCUGCAAGGAAUGUUUACAAGGCAAGCAUGAAGAAGAUCGAAGAAAUGAGCGAAGAUAUACAUAAAGAAAGAGGCACUGUUUGAAUAGAUAGACUUUAUAACUUAACAUAACCUAAGAAAAUAUGAAAGGAACCAGAUUUGAAGGGAUAUGUUGAAUUUAAAAAAGAAAGCUGUUAUGUUUCCAGUACAUAGAAUAUUUUUGAAACCAGUAAUAACAUUUUGGAUAGUAAUACUAAAGGGAUGUAGUGCUAUGAAUUUUAUACGUUGUCAAAUGAAUUUUAAUUGGCUGUAAUUUUUGGAUUUCGCAUCUUUAUCUGUCAUUUUUAGAUAAUGUUUUCCGCGAAACUGCCCUUGGGUUGUCUCUGUUUCAAUAUCUGUGUUGAAGCUACUGCACAAUUCAAUCUGCAACUUUGCUCCAGAAAUCUUCCUUUCAUGCCCUUUCAUUCCUCUAAGGCCUCAUCUUUAAUCAAAGGAAAUUCCUCGGUCAGUCGUGUUUUGCCUAUUGGUGUUCAAUUGUUUGUAAGCCUUGCUAUCGGCCCUUCUACGACUCCUAGCAAUGUGUCAGUAAAUCAUUAUAUUGAUUGGCGUUUCUUUUUUCUCGGGAUCUCCUUUGGUCCUUUCCAAGUUCCUUUUAAUCAUUCAAAUCAACUUGGCAUUACAAGGUAUUUUUGCACAUCAAACACUUCCUCU